CAGCAGCAGCUCCCACAACUCCUGAGAUAUUAGCUUUCAUUCACUGCCUCAGAAACCUUGGACCUGUACAGGACUCUAUCUUGAUCUGAAAACAGGAUUUUUUUUUUAAAGAGCUUUUCCACUGCAGCAUGGAGGCAUACACUGGGGAAUAUGGUGAGGGCUAUGACUACUAUGAAGACAAUGAGACUAUCUGUGAUUAUUCAGAGUGGGAGCCUUCUUACUCUCUCAUCCCGGUCCUCUACAUGCUCAUCUUCAUCCUGGGCCUGUCAGGGAACGGCGUGGUUAUCUUCACCGUCUGGAGAUCCAAAUCAAAACGUCGGGCUGCAGAUGUCUACAUUGGAAACCUGGCCCUUGCUGACCUGACCUUUGUCAUAACGCUACCCCUAUGGGCUGUGUACACAGCGCUGGGCUACCACUGGCCCUUUGGCGUGGCUUUGUGCAAGGUCAGCAGCUAUGUUGUCCUGGUCAACAUGUACGCCAGUGUUUUUUGUCUCACCUGCCUCAGCUUUGACCGCUACCUGGCCAUUGUCCAUUCUCUGUCCAGCAACAGGCUGCGUUCCCGGGGUACCAUGCUGGCAUCCCUGGGCGCAAUAUGGCUCCUGUCCGGCCUGCUGGCUGCACCCACACUGCUAUUCCGCACCACUGUGACCGACCACAACAACCGGACCACCUGUGCCAUGGACUUCAGCGUGGUGACCUUAAACCAGAGGCAUGAGUCCUAUUGGAUCGCUGGGCUCAGCCUUUCCUCCUCUGCCUUGGGGUUUCUCCUACCUUUCUUGGCCAUGACGAUAUUCUACUGCUUCAUCGGCUGCACCGUCACACGCCACUUCAACAACCUGCGCAAGGAGGACCAGAAGAAGAGGAGGCUGCUGAAGAUCAUCACCACACUGGUGGUAGUGUUUGCGAUUUGCUGGACACCUUUCCAUGUCCUGAAGAGCAUGGAUGCUCUCUCCUACCUGAACUUGGCUCCGAACUCCUGCGGCUUCCUGAGCUUCCUGCUGCUGGCUCACCCCUAUGCCACCUGCUUGGCCUACAUCAACAGUUGCCUCAACCCGUUCUUGUAUGCUUUCUUUGACCUGCGCUUUCGUUCUCAGUGUCUGUGCCUGUUAAACCUGAAGAAGGCUAUGCAUGGCCAGAUGAGCUCCAUGUCGUCUACGCUGAGUGCCCAGACUCAGAAGUCAGAGAUUCAGUCUCUGGCCACUAAGGUGUAGAGAGGUAAAGCAAAAGAAAGGAGAGGCCGCAGGACGGUCCCAGCUCCCACCACUGGAACACUUAUAAAAAUACAGACUUUACGUGUCCAUUGUUCAACGCUGGUGAGAUGAGAAGAUUAACUUUGAAUUGUCACUGCUCACAGUCAUGAAAUCCAUUAUAUGUCCCUCUGAUUCUAUAGUAAAAGAGGUUGAUGCUCUGUAUCUUGUGUGGACUUUGUGCUGGAGCCAGCUGGCUGAGCUCCUUAGCUGCCUUGUUCCUCAAAUUCUCAGAGAAAAGAAAUGUCUAUUUUUUUGUUUUGUUCUGCUCUGCAAAGUUUCUAAUUUGUAUUAUGAAAGAGGGCAGGAUCAUGACUUGAACCACACACACUGAGAAUUGUAAUUGAUUCACAUGGAAAUCUAUUUACACUGGAUGAAACAUAAAUUUGUACAGUAUUUUCAUACCAUAGCAUUUUCUUUUCCAGAUCUAUUGCUGUUUUGUUUGUAGAAGCACUUGUUAAUAAAAAAUGUGAGAGCAGGGAAUUCAAACAGAGCAGUGUCCUCUCUUGAAAGCUUGUUUUUAGUGAAGGUCUGGGCUGCAGGAGGGAGGAGGGGGGGGUGGCGUAAGAGGAGAAAAGGUGUUGCAGCUUAAUUAUAUAGUUUGUGGAGAGGAGCUGGGGGCAGACAGGCAGAUGGCAGUUGACAAAUGUUGUUGGGGAACAGGAAUGGGGUGGGGUGGGCGGUGUUGUGGGGUGGAGGGGUUUUGAAGUGUAGCCACGGCACUAAAGGGGACAAAGGAACUUCAUAAAUGUUCCACUUUGAUGUAUAUGUUUUAUUUUUG
Scomber japonicus (chub mackerel) is the source of this 2028-nucleotide messenger RNA. RefSeq names its product apelin receptor a (gene aplnra). Gene Ontology annotation, biological process: immune response; G protein-coupled receptor signaling pathway. The transcript has a single exon. The record is from RefSeq and is a predicted model, not a curated record. Gene Ontology annotation, cellular component: membrane. Lineage: Eukaryota; Metazoa; Chordata; Actinopteri; Scombriformes; Scombridae. Gene Ontology annotation, molecular function: G protein-coupled receptor activity. Bases 129 to 1211 code for a protein of 360 amino acids.